Molecule: messenger RNA, 573 nt
Organism: Pteronotus mesoamericanus
Lineage: Eukaryota; Metazoa; Chordata; Mammalia; Chiroptera; Mormoopidae
Gene: CDRT4
Product: CMT1A duplicated region transcript 4
Exons: 3
Coding region: 1-573 (190 amino acids)
Source: RefSeq, a predicted model, not a curated record
AUGACCACUGUUGGACUCCGGGAGAGAAGACGGCAUGGUAUUUGCACCCUUGAUGUGAAGAACUCUCUAAAAACGAACAAGGGGACUGAUGUAAGAAAGGUGAAGACAGACGAAGAUUUCACGGAAAACAUUGGGCUUCCCCCAGAGCUUCUUGAAGAACAUACCCCUUGGCCCGCCUACGUCACAUAUACCUGCCCAAUGGUGAAAAGACUCAUCAGGAACAGCAAAGCUAGAGAACUGGAAUGCAUGCGAGCUUUUGAGGAAAACCAGCGAGCACUGAAGCAGAAAAAGCCAUCCAGUGUCAUCCAGCUGAAAGGCAAAAAGUCAUCUAAGCUCUCUGGAAAAAUGGUGUUCAGUGACAUGAAGUCUGAGACCAUGCUAUCAUUGUGGAGGGCUUUCUCUCUAUCGACCAUAGGUCCUACCGUUUUGCCAGAACCCAUACACUUUCAUAUGGAUACCAGGGAAGGUCCCACGGAAAACUAUAACAAGAUCAUCUUCCCUCAAAAGCCUAUGAUGAAGAUGCUUCCACACAGCUCCCUUCUGGCCAGCAAGGAAAAACAUUCAAAUGUUUAG